CGAUGCGGUGUGGAAGAGCAGAGAGGAGUGCAGAGGAAGAGAGAAGAGGCUGUACAGAGGAUUACCACCGCUGAGCCAGACUAAUCUGGGUUUUGUUUGAGUUUUACUAGAUUUUGCUCUUAUUUGAAAUUACCAUUUUUGCAGGUUUGUGAUUUGAGGAUGAUGGGUUAUAUAUAGUUUAUGCUGGAAAAAGACGAUGGUUGAGUGACAUUUUUUGUGGUUCAUGGCAAGAGACAGUGAUAUACAGAAAAAGGAAAAUGGAAAGUGUAGCCAUACCAGAGCAUUCGAUCAAACUCCUCCAUGUUGCACAGCCUGGAGUAUUUGAUCUGGUGGGUUAUGUCAUCUCCGCCGGGGAAGGGAAACCAUACCAGAGCGUCUUCUACAACGGAAUCAUUGAGGUAGUUAAGCAAGGCAAAAUUGUGGAGAGGCAUGGACGUCUUGAUUUUCAAUGGUUGGCAUUAGUGGACCCAUAUCGAUCACAUCCAGACAUACAUGGAAGAUGGGACAGAUUGUACAAAGACAUGAACAGACUGGUCGCUUAUUACAAAGGGAUGACCACUUGGCUCGAUGGGUUAAUGCAUUUGUCAAUCCAUCUAAGACCAAGGUUUUUUUCAAUGGUGUUUCUCCUGUUCACCGAUGGAAGGGAUUGGGGAGAGCCAAUGAAGUCAUGUAAGAGUCGCACACAGCCAUUCUACGGGAGGAAAUAUUCAGGAGGGUCACCUGUUGCUUGGGUGAUUUUAAACAAAGUGAUGAGGAGAUUGAAGAAACCGGUCUAUCUCAACGCCGUAAAGAUACUCAUCCUUGUGCUUACAUUGGAACCAUCCUGGUUAUGAUUGUAGCCACUGGUAUCUUCCUGGUCUACCUGAUUCCUGGAAUGUACUCUUUUACUCUGCUCUUUUCUCUUGAAGUCUCUUUUGUCCUAUCAUCAAUGUAUAGGUUACUGAAUAACAGUCUAUUUCUGUAGGACAUUAUUCUCAUAUGACACACAACCCUCUUAACUUA
This is a messenger RNA of Raphanus sativus (radish), 1002 nucleotides long. RefSeq lists its product as uncharacterized. Lineage: Eukaryota; Viridiplantae; Streptophyta; Magnoliopsida; Brassicales; Brassicaceae. The record is from RefSeq and is a predicted model, not a curated record.